Messenger RNA from Adineta steineri, 1584 nucleotides. The record is from the annotation of a GenBank genome assembly. Lineage: Eukaryota; Metazoa; Rotifera; Eurotatoria; Adinetida; Adinetidae.
AUGUAUAGACUGAUGAAUGAAGUAACAAACGAAAACAGUAAUAGCAGAUCAUCAUCUGAUAAUCAAUCUAUUAGUGGUGAUGAAUAUUCAGUUGAAAAACAUAAUACAAAUCGAAUUCGAUCUAGUAUGAAAUCUUCUACUGAAGGAACACUUGGUGGAAAAUCAAUACCACAAAAUAAUAAUAAUACAUCAAAUACAAAACAAAGUUCAUCAACUUCACCCUAUGAUAGACGACCUUUUCCAUUUGGACAAUGUCGAGUUUGUACAGAUAAAGCAACUGGUGCUCAUUAUGGUGUGCCAACAUGUGAAGGAUGUAAAGGAUUUUUUAAACGAAGUAUACUACGCAAAGAAAAAUAUCGAUGUUAUUUUGGUGAUGGAUGUGUGAUAAAUACUGAUAAUCGUAAUCGCUGUAAAUCAUGUCGUUUUCAAAAAUGUCUAAAAGAAGGAAUGUCAGUUGAAGGUGUACGAAUGGGUCGUAUUCCAAAAUUAGUUAAAGAAAAAGCUUUAGCUGAACAUCGUUUAUCAUCAUCUAGUAUUGAAAAUGAAGAUCCAAGUUCACCAAUUAAUUUUGAUAUAAAUUCUUUGGGAUUCGCUGAUUUUGAUCUUAAAUUAAUUGAUGAACAAGUACUCUUAGAUGAAUUUGAAUCAAUAUCAUUUGAUAAAUUUCCAUCAACAACAUUCUCAUCAUCGAAUAAUUUUCUUAAAGAUGAUAUGAAACAUCAAUAUGGAACAAAUCAAUCGAAAUUAAAUCGUUCAAAUCAAAAAAAUUGUACAGUUAAUGAUGAGGAGCAAUUUUCUAAUAAUGUUCUUGCUCGUAUUAAAAGUCUUGUAACAAAAUUAUCUCAACCAAUAACAUCUAUAGAACUUGGUGAAGAAAAUUCAUCUUUUAUUCAAUAUUUACGAUCGAAAAUGAUUGAUUUAAGUAAUACACAUAAUGGAUGUACCAAACAAUUAAUUGAAAGAAUGAAUAGCAUGCUUAAUAGCGGAACUAAAGAUUUUCCCGGUGAUUGGUCAUCUAUUCAAGAUAUCCGAGCUGGAUUAUCAGAUGCUAUACCAUUCCAUGUCAAGAAUCUCAUUACAUUUUCCCGUGAGAUGCCAGCUAUAAAUGAAAUUGAUUCUGAUGAUUUUCAUAAAAUGAUGAACAAUCGUUUAUUUGAUUUUUGGAUGAUAAAACAUGCACCAUUAUUACAAAAUAAUGAAUCUUAUAUUAUGUUACCUAAUGGUUUACAAUAUACUCGUAAAUGGAUGAAUAAAAUAAUUGGUGAAGACAUGGUUGAAAUCAUGUUUGAAUUUGCACAAAAAUUUAAUGCAUUAAAAUUAACACAAGAAGAAUAUGCAUUAAUAUUUCCCGUUGUUAUUUGUAUGAAAGAUGAAACACUUUAUGAUCAAGAAACAAUACGCCAUAUUUUAUAUUGUUAUUUAUAUACAUUAUAUACGCAAAUGUUAACAACACGUUCGCAAAGUGGAGCACGAACAGUAUUUCGUAGUUUAUUACAGAUUUUAACUCUUUUACCAAUAUUAAAUGAUUUACAAGAGAAAAAAAUCGAUUCACUAACUCCAGAAAUUAUGGAUUCGGAACUAUAA